AUGCUGCAAGAAGUUUGUUAUAAUGCAUGGGGCAGAUAUAAGAAGGACAAAGACGCGCUGGACGGGGUCGAUGCUUACAUCAGCGGCAUCGGCCUCACCCUCUCGGCAGCCAAGACCAAGGCGCUCAUCGUGCACCCAAAGUACGAUGGGCAGUACCGCACGCCGCGCUUCACCCUCCAUGGAGUGCUACUUCCGUGGGAGAAGCGGGUUCGCUACCUUGGCCUUGUCAUCGACCGACGGCUGAACUGGUGUGCUGCAGUAGCUGCCCUGCGGAAAGGUGCCGCGCAGGUGGCGGGCGCUGCGCGAUCCCUGCUCGCUCGUGGCCAGGGCUGCUCGCCGUCUCUCGCACUACGCCUCUACAAUUCCGUGGCCUCAGCGCGGAUCUUGUACGCUCUACCGCUGGCGGACCUGCAGCCAACGCAAUGGAAGGUGAUGGACGCGGAUCACCGAGCCGUCAUCCGCCAGUUCCUGUGCCUCCCGCGAUCUUCACAGAGCGGCGCCACUCUCGCCGAGGCGGGGGAGACACCCAUCUCUCUCCGUGCCGAGGGGCGCGCCCUCAACCACGUGGAGCGCCUACAUCGCUCGCGGCACGGCCAGCAGCUGAUCAGCCGGCUGCACUCUCUCCCGAGCUCCGGCAUGGGUCGCCGCGCCGCCCAGUUUGCCAGCCUGGUACGGGGUGGCGCCACGUGUGCGUGGCUUGCUCCGCCCCCGCAUCGAGAGCGUCGUCUGCUCGUCCGCACGACCAUCCCUGGCGUUCGAGGCAAGCGCAAUACAGCGCUCUGCGCCUUGCAACAAGAGACGGCUGCAGCCAUCAGCGAGCAGCUGGCCGGCCGGGUGCUCGUCUUCACCGACGGCUCCGUCUUGCGGGACGGUGCUGCUGCUGCCGCGUGCGUAGCUCCUGAGAUCCCCGCGCACAGUCAGUGCCGCGUUUUGAACGCGGUCUCAUCUACGCACGCGGAGCUGGCGGCCAUCGACUUGGCGGCCGAGCUCAUAUACCAGCGGCGCAUCCCUGCGGCGGCCAUCCUGACGGACUCCCGCGCGGCACUACACAUGCUGUCCAGAGCCGACCAGGGACCCCCGCUGAUUCAGCGCCUCCUACACAAGAUGCGUGGCGUUUGCGAGCAGGGAUGCGACCUCGUUCUGCAGUGGGUGCCUGCCCACAUCGGCAUACACGGGAACGAGGAAGCGGACCGGCUCGCGAAGGCCGCACACACUGCGCCAGUGCCCCGGUCGCUCGUGGUGACUCCCUUUGACGUCGCCCGUCACACCGUGGCCGGCAUGCUACGAGCGAGACACCCGGACGCACGUGUCGCCAGUGGCAAGCCGCCGAAGUUGCUGCCACGUACGGGCCUCCACCGACGAGACCGGGCACUGCUGCUUCGCCUCCGCAUCGGCUGCCACCGCACCGCGGCAAGGAUCCACCGCUUACAAGGUACGGGGAGCCCCUUUUGCCUGAAGUGUGCCGAUGUGGAGGACUUGGAGCAUGUACUGUUGCGGUGCCCCGAGUACUCGGUGCAGCGCGACGCGCUCACGAGCGCUUAUCGACGCCUCGGACUGCCGUGCGACAGCACCGAGGCGCUUCUGUUUCCAACGGCGCAUUCAUCAGUGACCGGACGCGCCUUCGCGGCUCUGCUGGACUUCUUGGACGGCGCCGAACUGUACGAGCGGCUGUAGCCGCCGCGCCUUCCUGACGUACCUUACCGCUGGGCUAUCACCUCUUUACUCUGUUCUCUUCACUACCCUUUUUGCCCCUUUCCCCUCACCCGUACAGCGCCGUGGAGGUGCCCUCGCACGAGAGGCAGUAACAGCGCUGUACUUAUCUCUUCUUUUUCCCAUUCUAAAACCACUCACAAAGAACAUCAAAACAAUGGAGACAUGCAUUGGGGCGCAGGAAACAUCAGCAAAUGAAUGGCAAUAAAUACAGAAUGCAUAAUCGAUUGUUGCUGAGCACUAAAGCAUAAAACAUAAGCAUUUCAUAACACAUCGCAAUUGAACUCCUAAACGAACACAAGUUGCCACAGCACCAAUACCGCAUGGUUAAGCACGAAAUACUUUUAGCUCCCGUUGUUGGCGACUAUCAAGUGGGCUUGAGCGAAACGCCAGAGUCUUUAUCCGGGCACUUAAACUAGAACAUCCCGGCAAGUCGCGAGAACAAAACGAGACCCACGCAACCAGCCAAACUUAAGAUAAUGCAGUCUCUAGCCCCCCGCCCCCCCUACCCUUUGUAAAGUUACGCAUUACAUAAGCUAGUUACUGCCCAGAAGAGUUGCAAAAAAUGCUCCUGAGUUUCGUAAUCUUUGUUCAAGUAUCACUCAAAGUAUAAGUUCUAGUACGCUGAAGUGGCAUUUUUCAUUUCCGAGGGCGACGUUCAAAUGGCAGGUGCAGUGCACCAUAUGCUACAUUGUCAUGUUUUGGCGCUGAGCGCUGAACGCCAGCCGUCCGUGAGUUUCGCGGUACCGGUUUUCCGACGCCUCGAGAGAUGGCGAAGAAAGGUGCUUCUACCCGCCGCGAUGGCUUAGCGGUUAUGGUCUUGCGCUGCUAAGCACGAGGUCGUGCGAUCAAAUCCCGGCCAUGGCGGCCGCAUUUCAAUGGAGGCGAAUGCAAAAAAAAAGACCCGUGUCCCAUGCAUUACGGACCCGUUGAAGAUCCCAUGGUGCUCAAAGUUAUCCCGGAGUGCACCAGUAGGGCGUGCCUCAUAAUUAAAUCGUGGUUUGGGCACGCAAAGCCCCAGAAGUAAAUUCAUUCUUCUUGUAGGUAGGCAGUGUGCUCUGUCUCCCGAGCGUAUUUCGCUGCCUGUCGUGUGGUCUUCAGCCGCUUUUCUUCUAUCUGGUCAGCGUCCAUAUGAACCAGUGCACAGUAUGGCGUGGUGCGGUGUGGUGCACUGUAGUGUGGUGGGACAUGCCGUUGCAAUCAAACACUCCACCCAUUUUAAGGUCGUGGCUAGUAUCAUCUCCAACCAUUCUGGUUUGCUGGUUGCCAUUUCAUGCCUAAGUCUAUUCUCGAUUACCGGAGAGCCAGCGAUUUCUUCUUGCUCAGACACUUUCUUAAAAUAAAGAAAUGAGCGCUCUUGA
This is a messenger RNA of Dermacentor albipictus, 3071 nucleotides long. RefSeq lists its product as uncharacterized. The record is from RefSeq and is a predicted model, not a curated record. Gene Ontology annotation, molecular function: nucleic acid binding; RNA-DNA hybrid ribonuclease activity. Lineage: Eukaryota; Metazoa; Arthropoda; Arachnida; Ixodida; Ixodidae. Gene Ontology annotation, biological process: DNA replication, removal of RNA primer.